Messenger RNA from Anopheles funestus (African malaria mosquito), 993 nucleotides. It is a transcript of the gene mRpL32, whose product is annotated as 39S ribosomal protein L32, mitochondrial. The transcript has 3 exons. The record is from RefSeq and is a predicted model, not a curated record. Gene Ontology annotation, cellular component: mitochondrial large ribosomal subunit. Gene Ontology annotation, molecular function: structural constituent of ribosome. Gene Ontology annotation, biological process: translation. The coding region runs from base 301 to 903 and encodes 200 amino acids. NCBI's taxonomy places the organism in Eukaryota, Metazoa, Arthropoda, Insecta, Diptera, Culicidae.
GAAAAGGGUGGCAUAAAUGUGAAGUUUUGUUUGACAUAUUGAAACACAAUUGUGUUUAUUACGAAUUUGUUCAUGUUUUUACCGCAAAACACCAAAUGGUAAACAAUAUAAAUUGUUGAAUGAAGCUGGAAGAAUAUUACAGACGAGGAUUAUACAUUUUCCUUCGAUAAUUUAAGAAAAGUUGUAUCUUUAACGUAAUAAGUUAUUUCAUCGGGGCUUUCCAUGCGGCGAUCGCUGUCAGAAGAGUAAACAAAAAUCUCAACGGAGUGAAGCGUAAAAAUAUAACUAUUUCGUCCAACCAUGUCCCGUCUUCUAAAUCAGCUCGCAAAUACGCUUCGAAUGCUGGAAAAUUGCCUUUUCGGAGGCAAUAGAUUCCCACCAGCUGCCCUAGCAAUGGUUCAAGCCGCACAUAUACCGGAAUCGAGUAUGAACUCCGCCGGCAGGACAUUUUCACUGCGCGAUCUCAUUGGAGACGGAAUAUUGUGGGCGGUACCGAAGCAUCGUCGUACCGUGGAAAAGCGGCAUAAGCGAAAAUAUGGAUCGCCCGAGUACAAAUUGAAAAUUUUCACACCCAAAAUACAUCUCCGAACGUGUGCUACGUGCGGAAGCGAUCACGAAGUGGGAGUACUAUGUCCAACAUGCUACCAAAAGGUGCGAAAGGAGACCGAGUUGAUGCAGGAAAAGAUUCAAAACGAGCUCGAGCUGGAACCAGUCGAUAAGGAGGUGGUGGUACUGUACGAUCGUGAACGAGAUGAGCAGCCAGCGGAAUUUUGGAAUGGAAAACGGAUCGUCGAGAUGGAGAAACCGCGCCCAACAUGGUUUAGCAAAAAUUUGCUUCAAAAAUCAACACAAUCUGCACCCGAACCGGAUGAGCUGAAACCGGGACAUGAAAAACUGGGCUAAAAAGGUUGUUCUUAUAGGUUGUAGUAAAUUUGUAAACCGAACGGAAGCCUCUACCAAUACAACAGUCAUACGUUCGAAUUAAUUUAAUAA